Molecule: messenger RNA, 467 nt
Organism: Piliocolobus tephrosceles (Ugandan red Colobus)
Lineage: Eukaryota; Metazoa; Chordata; Mammalia; Primates; Cercopithecidae
Product: transmembrane protein 221-like
Exons: 1
Source: RefSeq, a predicted model, not a curated record
CACUGACCAUCUAUGCCUUGCUACUUUUCGAGAUCGAGACAGGCGCAGCAGCCGCUUCCAUCCUCGGCUCUGGCGCCCUGGUUCUGGUGGCUGUGCUGACCCACACUCUCCUCCGGGCUGCUCGGGCCACCUGCCGUGGGCUCCACGAGUUGUCCCCACCAUCCUUUGAAGAUGACCUCACCCGCCCUGCUGAAGUCUCCAAGGCCAGCCCCAGAGCUCAGCCUCAGCAGGGUAUCCAUCGUCGGACCCCCUAUUCAAUCUGUCCAGAGCCUGGGGACCCCUUUGUGUCCAUGGCCACUGCCACAGCACCUGCAGCCCUGGGGGGAGGCUGGGAGAGCAGCCUGCCUGCAACCCGAAUGCACCGGACACUGUCUGGCCUGGGGCACUGGGAUGGGGUUACCCAUGAGAUGCGUCGAAUGCUAGGCCAUAGACCAGGGAGCAUGGGGAAGGACUCUACACUGGUGUGA